Molecule: messenger RNA, 6604 nt
Organism: Pogona vitticeps (central bearded dragon)
Lineage: Eukaryota; Metazoa; Chordata; Lepidosauria; Squamata; Agamidae
Source: RefSeq, a predicted model, not a curated record
UCCACCGCCCCCCGGUGCUGAAACCAAGAUGGCUGGUUGCUAGAAAGACGAGCCAGAGGAGCCGGGAGGGGGGUGGUGUGUGUGUGUGUGUGUGUGGCUUUUUUUGGUCAAAGGAGGAUGCCAGAUCCCAGCGCACGCCGCCCCCACCACUGCACACGCCGGCCUCUCCCCGCGCUGCCCCACCGCUGGACCUGGAGCCUGGCCCUACCGCUCAGCCCCGGCUGCUAGAAGCCGCAAGACGACCGGGCCCGGAGCAGAAGAGGAGAGAGAGACUGAGAGAGAGAGAGAGAGAGAGGCGAAGGGAAAAACACCAUGUCUCUGCUUUGUGUCCGAGUCAAAAAAGCCAAGUUUGAUGGCCCCCAAGAAAAAUUCAACACUUACGUGACACUCAAAGUUCAGAAUGUGAAGAGUACCACCAUCGCUGUGCGCGGAAACCUCCCUUGUUGGGAGCAAGACUUCAUGUUUGAGAUUAACCGGCUCGAUCUUGGGUUGACGGUGGAAGUGUGGAACAAAGGCCUGAUCUGGGACACCAUGGUGGGCACCGUGUGGAUCCCAUUAAGUACUAUCCGGCAAUCGAACGAGGAUGGCCCUGGGGAAUGGCUAACCCUUGACUCUCAGGUUAUCAUGACAGACAAUGAAAUUUCCGGCACGAAGGAUCCCACCUUCCAUCGCAUCCAGUUAGAUACACGCUUUGAGCUUCCACUCGAUAUCCCUGAAGAAGAAGCACGCUAUUGGGUCAAGGAACUUGAGCGGCUCAAUGCGAUGCGAGACCAGGAUGACAUAAGAGUAUGUGCGCGCAUUUGUGAUGAGAAACCUCUCCCGGUCCCCGGCUCACAAUGUUGCAACUGGAAUUAUUUUGGAUGGGGCGAUCAACAAAACGAAGACCCGGACAGCACGGUGGACGAUCGAGACAGCGACUACCGCAGCGAAACCAGCAACAGCAUCCCUCCCCCGUAUUACACCACCUCCCAGCCCAACGCUUCAGUCCAUCAGUACCCCAUCCGCCACCAGCAGAGAGCUUCCCGGGACUCCUACGCCGAUUCGAUGCAGGGCUACGGAACGGAUUAUUCCGAUCACCGGCCGAUCAGCCCCACAGGGAGCAGCCGCUAUGCCUCCUCUGCGGAGUUGAGCCAAGGGAGUUCCCAGCUGAGUGACGAUUUUGACCCGGACGAUGUCAGCCUCGACGAGCGGGAUGGGGAUUCGUAUCACUCUUGCCACAGUUCGGUGAGCUACCAUAAAGACUCUCCCUACUGGGAUGAGGAGGAGGAGGAGGAAGAUGAUCUCUAUCUGGAGGAGGACGAGUUUAACGAGUACAGCGAGAAUGAGGAUUACUACCCAGAGGACGAUGUAGGGGAAACGGAGCUCCCCUCCUCUCCCCGGGAUUCGCACCAGCAGCAAGAGCCACCACCGAAGGGACAGUUCCCGCAGCAGCAACCACCGCCACCUUUUCUGAUGUCCCAACAGAAGGCGCAACCGGUCCAGCAGCAACAGCCGCCGCCACAGCAGCAGCAGCAACAAAAGCCACAACAGAUGCAGCAGGCGCAGCAGCAACCAAAGGCUCAACAGGUGCAGCAGGCGCAGCAGCAACCAAAGGCUCAACAGGCGCAGCAGCAAUCCAAGCCGCAGCCGGCGCAACAGGCGCUGCAGCAGAAAACGCAGCCGGUGCCGCAGAAGGUGGUGCCGGUGCAACCCCCGAAGCCGCAACCCCCGGGGCAGCAACCCCCGACUCCACCGCAGCAAGCCCCGCAGCAGCCACCCGUUCAGCAAAAAGCAGCGCAGCCGAAGCCGCAGCCCCCGGUGCAGGCGCAACAGAAGAUCCCGCCGCUGCCGCCGCAGGAGCACAAAGAAGAGAAGGCUGAUGAUGUUGUGGAGAUCCAACCUGUGGAAGAGACACCAGGACAGGAGAAAGGUCCAGAGGAAAUCCUCCCCAAGGGAGAGGACAGGGAGAGAGAAGAGGCGGAGCCGGUGGACCCGAAAGCCCGCGCCAAGGCCAACUGGUUACGAGCGUUCAACAAAGUCUGCAUGCAGCUCCAGGAGGCUCGUGGCGAAGGAGACGGGGAGUCGAAAUCCUUGUGGUUCAAAGGCGGGCCUGGUGGCGGGUUGAUCAUAAUUGAUAGCAUGCCCGAUAUUCGUAAAAGGAAACCCAUCCCUCUAGUUAGCGAUUUGGCGAUGUCUUUGGUUCAGUCCCGGAAAGCUGGGAUCACGUCAGCACUCGCAUCAAGCACUUUAAACAACGAAGAGCUAAAAAACCAUGUUUACAAGAAGACCUUACAAGCCUUAAUCUACCCUAUAUCUUGCACAACGCCCCACAACUUCGAGGUGUGGACGGCCACCACGCCCACCUACUGUUACGAGUGCGAGGGGCUCCUCUGGGGCAUCGCCCGCCAAGGCAUGAGGUGUACCGAGUGCGGGGUGAAGUGCCAUGAGAAGUGCCAAGACCUCCUCAAUGCCGACUGCUUACAGAGGGCAGCGGAGAAAAGUUCGAAGCACGGUGCCGAAGACCGCACACAGAACAUCAUCAUGGUCCUGAAAGACCGUAUGAAGAUUCGGGAGCGGAAUAAACCGGAAAUCUUUGAGCUGAUCCAGGAGAUAUUUGCAGUCGCCAAAGCCACCCAUACCCAACAGAUGAAGGCCGUGAAACAGAGCGUCUUGGACGGUACUUCGAAGUGGUCAGCGAAGAUCAGCAUUACAGUGGUCUGUGCGCAAGGCCUCCAAGCGAAGGAUAAAACUGGCUCCAGUGAUCCCUACGUCACCGUCCAGGUUGGGAAGACGAAGAAAAGAACUAAAACCAUCUACGGCAAUUUGAACCCCGUCUGGGAGGAGAAUUUUCACUUUGAAUGCCACAACUCCUCCGACCGGAUCAAAGUCCGGGUGUGGGAUGAAGAUGAUGACAUCAAGUCAAGAGUGAAGCAACGCUUUAAGAGAGAAUCCGACGACUUCCUGGGUCAGACCAUCAUUGAGGUCCGGACGCUGAGUGGGGAAAUGGACGUCUGGUACAACCUAGACAAGCGGACGGACAAAUCGGCCGUCUCCGGAGCGAUCCGGCUGCACAUCAGUGUGGAAAUUAAAGGAGAAGAGAAAGUAGCACCUUACCAUGUCCAGUACACCUGCCUUCACGAGAACCUCUUUCAUUUUGUGACGGACAUCCAGAACAACGGCGUGGUAAAGAUCCCGGAUGCAAAAGGAGAUGAUGCUUGGAAAGUCUACUUUGAUGAAACAGCUCAGGAGAUUGUGGACGAGUUUGCAAUGAGAUACGGAGUGGAGUCCAUCUAUCAGGCAAUGACCCACUUUGCCUGCCUCUCCUCGAAAUACAUGUGUCCUGGAGUUCCAGCGGUCAUGAGCACCCUGCUAGCCAACAUCAACGCUUACUAUGCUCACACUACUGCCUCAACCAAUGUGUCUGCCUCUGACCGCUUCGCAGCGUCCAAUUUCGGGAAAGAACGGUUUGUCAAACUCCUGGACCAGCUACACAACUCUCUGCGGAUCGAUCUCUCAAUGUACCGGAAUAAUUUCCCUGCCAGCAGUCCCGAGAGGUUGCAAGACCUCAAAUCCACGGUGGACCUCUUGACCAGCAUUACCUUCUUCCGGAUGAAGGUCCAAGAGCUCCAGAGUCCACCCCGAGCCAGCCAGGUAGUCAAGGAUUGUGUGAAGGCCUGCCUCAACUCUACGUACGAAUACAUCUUCAACAACUGCCAUGAACUGUACAGUCGGGAGUAUCAAACGGACCCGACCAAGAAGGGUGAACUCCCGCCGGAAGAACAGGGGCCCAGCAUCAAGAAUCUGGAUUUUUGGUCCAAGCUGAUCACCUUGAUCGUGUCGAUCAUUGAGGAAGAUAAGAAUUCAUACACGCCUUGCCUCAACCAGUUCCCUCAAGAGCUAAAUGUCGGGAAGAUCAGCGCCGAAGUAAUGUGGAACCUUUUCGCUCAGGAUAUGAAAUAUGCAAUGGAAGAACACGAUAAGCACCGAUUGUGCAAGAGCGCCGAUUAUAUGAACUUGCACUUUAAAGUUAAGUGGCUGUACAACGAAUACGUCACAGACCUCCCCGCGUUCAAGAGCCGGGUCCCCGAGUAUCCGGCAUGGUUCGAACCAUUUGUGAUCCAGUGGCUGGAUGAAAACGAGGAAGUUUCCAGAGAUUUCUUACACGGAGCAUUGGAAAGAGACAAGAAGGAUGGGUUCCAGCAAACUUCGGAGCACGCCCUCUUCUCCUGCUCCGUGGUCGACGUCUUCUCCCAACUCAACCAGAGCUUUGAAAUCAUCAAAAAGUUGGAGUGCCCUGACCCGCAGAUUGUGGGCCACUACAUGCGCCGGUUCGCCAAGACCAUCAGCAAUGUCCUCCUUCAGUACGCAGAGAUCAUCUCUAAGGACUUUGCCUCUUACUGUUCGAAAGAGAAAGAAAAAGUGCAGCGAAGAGAUGCAGCUCCCCAGCAGCCAGUCGCCAGCACCGUCAAGCCCUGCAUCCUGAUGAACAACAUACAACAACUCCGUGUCCAGCUGGAGAAGAUGUUUGAAGCCAUGGGAGGGAAAGAGCUGGACACAGAAGCCAGCGACAUCCUCAAGGAACUCCAGGUGAAACUCAACAAUGUCUUAGACGAGCUAAGCCGGGUAUUCGCCACCAGUUUCCAGCCUCACAUUGAGGAUUGUGUGAAGCAGAUGGGAGACAUCCUGAGCCAGGUGAAAGGCACCGGAAAUGUGCCUGCCAGCGCCUGCAGCAGUGUGGCGCAAGACGCCGACAACGUAUUACAACCUAUUAUGGACCUUCUGGAUAGCAACCUGACCCUUUUCGCCAAGAUUUGCGAGAAGACGGUCUUGAAGCGAGUGCUGAAGGAACUCUGGAAGCUGGUCAUGAACACCAUGGAGAAGACCAUCGUUCUUCCGCCACUGACGGAUCAGACGAUGAUUGGGACUCUCUUAAGAAAGCACGGCAAGGGGACUGAGAAGAGUAGGGGGAAACCCAUCAGCCACACUGAAGGGACACAGAUGAUCUUCAACGCAGCCAAGGAGUUGGGUCAGCUUUCAAAACUCAAGGACCACAUGGUGCGUGAAGAAGCGAAAAGUUUGACUCCCAAACAAUGUGCAGUGGUGGAACUAGCACUUGACACUAUCAAGCAAUACUUCCACGCGGGAGGCGUGGGCCUCAAGAAAACGUUCCUGGAGAAAAGUCCGGACCUUCAGUCGCUCCGCUACGCCCUGUCGCUCUACACUCAGGCCACCGACCUGCUCAUCAAAACCUUUGUCCAGACACAAUCCGCUCAGGGUUCCGGAGUGGAUGAUCCGGUUGGGGAAGUCUCAAUCCACGUGGAACUCUUCACCCACCCGGGCACAGGGGAACACAAGGUGACAGUCAAAGUGGUGGCUGCCAAUGACCUGAAGUGGCAAACGUCUGGCAUCUUCCGGCCGUUCAUCGAAGUCAACAUCAUUGGGCCUCAUCUCAGCGACAAGAAGAGAAAGUUUGCCACCAAGUCGAAGAACAACAGCUGGUCCCCAAAAUACAACGAGAGCGUCCAGUUCACCUUGGGUUCAGAGACAGGUCCCGAAUGUUACGAACUCCAGGUGUGCGUCAAAGACUACUGCUUCGCCCGGGAAGACCGAACGGUGGGCAUUGCCAUCCUGCAGCUGAAGGACAUGAUGCAACGUGGCAGCUGCGCCUGCUGGCUGCCGCUGGGCCGGCGCAUCCACAUGGAUGACACGGGGCUCACCGUGCUGCGCAUCCUCUCCCAGCGCAACAAUGACGAAGUGGCCAAGGAGUUUGUCAAGCUGAAGUCCGACACACGCUCAGCCGAAGAGGGCAGCACCAGCUAAGCCACCCUUCUGCGUGGCCGUGAGUUCGUGGCCCACCUUCUCCCACAAUCAACUAGAAAUACCCUCCCCUUCCUUCCUCACUUCUUCCUGGUUUUUUACAGCCAUGUCAAAGCCAUAGAGUUUUCAAACCUCCCUGCCAAACCCUCACCCCCUUAAUUUGGGAGAUUUUCUCUCACUGCCAAGGAACACCUGCCGACAUACCUUCCCAAAUGUAUUCAUGUGGCCAAAUUCCUGCACUCCCCUGUCUCCACAGCCAAGCCACAAUGGGGCAGAAGGGAGAGAGGGGGCUGCCCCUCACCUCUCGAUGGGUAGAAUCGAGUCAGGAAGGAAACACAUGGCUGACAAACAGACCCAUUUUUCAAAAGUUAAAAGUGCCACGGAAGGCGCUUGCACACGGAACCCUGGUUUCUUUCCCCCGUUUCUCCCAUCUGGUUCGCAAAGAGCCUGGCAUGAACCCGGAUUUGAAACCGAACUUUUCUUUCUCUGCUCCUGGAAGCCAUGUGAGAAAGCCUCUUUAAGAAAUCUUCAAGAAAUCUUUUAAAGACAUCCACUUUUGGGAAGAGGUUUUUAUUUUCAUCCCUUCCUUUCCAGUGUCCGUUGAGCACUCAUUGAAAGGUUUCAGCAGGAGGCGCCCUGCGGACAUGGAAAGGGCAGAAUUCCAUGCCAGGUGAAAGGACUAAUCAACCAUGCCGCCAAAAGGAACCAAAAAGGGGCCAAAAUCAAGAGGGAGGCAGUGGCAUCAGCAGGAUCAGUAUCCGCUGAUUCACGUAUCCGCUGUCCAAAAAUAUUAAAAGAAUAAUCCUAG